Plenodomus lingam JN3 is the source of this 876-nucleotide messenger RNA. RefSeq lists its product as uncharacterized. Lineage: Eukaryota; Fungi; Ascomycota; Dothideomycetes; Pleosporales; Leptosphaeriaceae. The record is from RefSeq and is a predicted model, not a curated record.
AUGUCUAAGAUUUUCCAAACCACUGCCCUCCUUGCAGCCCUUCUCGCCACCGUGUCUGGCCACACGUGCGUCGAGGAAUUCGAAGCUGGCGGAAAGAGCUACGAAGGAUACCGUCAAGCAUCCAAGCAGGAUCCUGGCAACAAGUCACCCGCGUGGUGGACCAACCAGUCCUGGGGCUACCAACCCGUUUUGGGCGACAAGUUGCACCACCCGGACAUCAUUGCCCACAUGGACGCUUCACCUUCCCCAUACACCGUCGAGGCUCCAGCUGGAGAGGACGUCACCUUCCACUGGCACCACGAGGGCACCUGUGGCGGAAGCGAGGAUGGCUGGGACUGCAGCCAUCACGGCUGGACAGCCACCUACCUCGCCCCAUGCAACGGUGACUGCGCCAAGGUCGACAAGACCAAGCUCAAGUUCUUCAAGAUUCAUCAGAGCGCUCUGCUAGACUACCGCAAGGGGCGCUACUCUGACGGUGCUGCUCAGGGCCAGACUGGCUACUGGGCCACUGACGCCAUCUUCUAUGACAAUGGCAACGCUCAGACAGUCACCAUUCCCCGCGAAAUCCCCAGCGGCAACUACGUUCUUCGUACCGAGGUCGCCUCGAUCCACAACAAUGGCGACGUCUCCCAGAGGCAAUUCUGGCCUCAGGCCUUCAACAUCAAGGUAACCGGUGGUGACGACUCCGCCAGCGUACCGGAAGGCAAACUCGGUACUGAGAUUUACCACGAAGACGAUGCGCUACUCCAGUGGGAUCUCUACUGGCACGAGGCCGGCAAGAUCAUCGAAGACGCGCCCGGCCCUCAACUUGCCGCUGUCGCCAGUGCUCUUGUCUCCAAGACUCGCAGGAGCCACGCCAGGGAUUUUGCUUCUUAG